AUGCUAAUACGCCUAGAAAAAUUGGGAACAGACGAGGUUGGAUUGCUAGUAGAUGGAAGGCCUAAAGGGACUUGGAAAUUGCCGUCUCUAAAAUACCCUGAACAGUCUUCCGGAAUUUUUCUUCUGCUUGGAGGAUUGUUACCUCAACAGAGAAGCAAAGAAUACAAAAAUAGUGUGCAAUUGGAUGAGGUUAUGCCCUUCUAUGGGUGUUUGAGUGAAUUGAGUGUGAAUGGAAAUUUGGUGGGAUUGAAGGAUUUGAUUGAUAAAAAGGACUCAAUUGCGGUUAAUUUGAAUAAGUGCCAGGCGAAAACUGAGGAGGGAAAAGUUGAAGAGAAGGAAGAGAAGGAGGAGGAAGAAGAGAAAGAAGAAGAGAGGGAGGAGAAGGAAGAGGAAGACUAUGCAACAACCACCUCAACACCUUCAAUUACCUCUCCUUAUAUUCCUGUGGUGACUGAAGUUACAGAAGAUCCGUUACUUGAAGUUAAAGAUGCUGGCUAUAGGGAACAGGAAGUUAAAAGUGAAGAAGAUAAAUAUGAACCAGAAUUUGUUGAAGCUUCUGUGGAACCGGUAAAGCACAAAAUAUACUCAGCUUUCAAUAUAAGAUAG
Molecule: messenger RNA, 606 nt
Organism: Meloidogyne enterolobii
Lineage: Eukaryota; Metazoa; Nematoda; Chromadorea; Rhabditida; Meloidogynidae
Source: the annotation of a GenBank genome assembly